GGAGCGCGCCAGCCAACCAAGAGAAGUGGAACAAACACAUGGUUUAGAAAGCCUAGGUGGGACAAGAGACGCACUGUGAUUGGCUUAGUGGUUGGUGUUGUGACGGUGAAAGCCAAUCAGCAGGCUGGAGAAGAUCACGGGACAGUCUCUCUUCUCAGUCCUCGUCACUUGAGCCGCUGACGUCACUUGGGAAGGACGCACGCACCUCUCUCUCCUGCCAACUCCCUAAAACUCUUUCCAAACCUUCCAAAAUGAGUACUGCUAACGAGAACCCGAUAUACUCCCCCUUCUUCGGCGUGAUGGGCGCCGCCUCCGCCAUCAUCUUCAGCUCGCUGGGGGCCGCCUACGGGACGGCCAAGUCCGGCGUGGGCAUUGCGGCCAUGUCCGUGAUGCGGCCGGAGCUCAUCAUGAAGUGCAUCAUCCCCGUGGUCAUGGCUGGUAUCAUCGCCAUCUACGGCCUGGUGGUGGCGGUGCUGCUGGCUGGCAAGCUGGAUGCGGCUGAUGCUGGCUACUCCCUCUACUACGGCUUUGUCCACCUGGGUGCUGGCCUGUCCGUGGGUCUGUCUGGUCUGGCCGCUGGGUUCGCCAUCGGAAUUGUGGGUGACGCCGGAGUGAGAGGAACCGCCCAGCAGCCUCGUCUCUUCGUGGGCAUGAUCCUUAUCCUUAUCUUUGCUGAGGUGCUGGGUCUGUACGGCCUCAUUGUGGCCAUCUACCUCUACACCAAGACCUCCUCGUAAGUAGCGAGGCCAGCCAGGGUGCCUCCUUCCCUCCUGAGGCCCCUGCUCCCUCUCCAGAAGCAACCACACACAUACACACAGACAGAUACACACACGUACACGCACACACAAGCCAGCCAGCCAGCCAGCAAGAUCAGUCUGGCGGCUCGUUUAUUUUGGCCGAGUGAAGACGUGAGCCUCUCCCUGCCCCUCCUUGUCCAUUCCCCCACGUGACGUCAGUUAUUGAUGUGAAUAUUUUACCGUUAUAAAUAACAUAUACAUAGAUAUAUAUAUACAUAUAUAUAUAUUUAACCAUUCGUGGUGUGUGGAGAGAGAGACCAUCGCAUAAUUUUCUGGGGCCUUUCUUUGCCGAGCCAGAACGCGGCUAACCUGUGUAUGUAUAAAUGUAUAAAUUGUGAUGCUACCUUCUCUCUCCUUCCUCUCCUUUUUUCCUUUUCCCUUCCCCACUCCCAUGUCCAAAUCUUCCUUAUAACCUCCUCCUGUUGCCACUGCUGCCGCUGCUGCUGCUCUAGUUUGCCGCGAAUCAAACAGCCCAUUGAGGCCCCUUUCCCCCACGCCCUGCCCUGAUGUUUGUAUCUCAUUUCAAGGCUGUUAAGUUGUCUUCCUGUGUGUGGCGAAGUGGGCCGGUAACCUCCCAUGACAUUUUGAGCAAUCCUCCACCAUAACUCCUCGGGGUGACAGAUCCUGCCACCCUGGUUAGGUCUUGGGUGUAUUUUUUCAAUGGGGCAAAUGUACAUUAAACAAACAGACAGGUAAUGUAAUCAGCGCAAAGAUGGAAUGCACAAAAAGUCCUGAUCCCCUCUCCCAGCAGCUCCUCCUCCCCCCAGCCCCACAGUGAUCAUCGGCAGGAAUUUGUGGGGGUGGCUGGCGCACACACCCACAGGGAACUUCAUGGUUGUGUCACGCAUGUUUUAGCCCCACACGGACUCUGGGAAAGCCUUAGACCAGCUGGCAGUACAUAGAAUGGGGCAUGUUCUGUAUUACCUGCGUGUAUGCGUGCCUGAAACAUACACGCUUGUACGUAUAUCCUGGUACACAGUUUAUCUAAAGACACUACAACUCCAUCUGCAAGUUAUAUGAUUUAGAAUUUCUAGUGCAGAACAAGCCAGCUGUCCUUAAGUGAUUCUUAGCGAACAAGUGUUUACUACAUGGGUAUCUUGAUAGUGUUGCUAUAGACCCACAGAGGGUGUGUAGGAAAGGUUAGGGAGAGAGAGUGGUGAUGAUAAUGAUAGUGAUAAUGUGUGGCAGAGAUCCACCCACUGGCCCUUUGCUGGAGUAUCAUAGAAAGGCAUCAGUGGUCUUUAUUUAUUAGUGUGUGGUCCUGCCUGGCCUGCUGCAGCCUUGGCACACCACCUCCACCACCACUACCACCAUGCAGGCAGGCAGGCCGGCCAGACUAGCCAUUUGUGAUGAUUGUUGGUGAUUCAGUAGUUAUAUUUAGCGGGAGGUCUGCAACCACCUUGUAUAUUUUAUCCCUAAUCAUAUAUAUUUUUUCUCCUUUAGUUAGGUAUAGGAUACUGUUGGGAAUAAAAAUGAAUUACCGCAGCUGAAACUUAGGAAAAUUUAACAUUCCGUGUGUAUGUGGCACGUGUGUGGCCCCUGGUGCAUGGCGUGUCAUGCUGUGCGUCACAUCAUACCUUUGGCAAGUCACAGCUCAGUCCUCUGGGCUGUGUGUUGCCAGAGGAAUGACGUGACCAGUGGGGGACACUCCCACACCGGAGGUGACACAGCGUGCAGUGUGCUGUGCUUUCCAUCUCCCUGUCCUGUGGAUGGCCCUGGUUGUCAAUUGUUAUAAGGUGUGUGCUCUGUAUAAAUGGUAUUGAAUAUGUAAUGGUAUAUUGUUAAUAAUAAAGUUGUACUCGGUAA
This is a messenger RNA of Scylla paramamosain (green mud crab), 2603 nucleotides long. Its product is annotated as V-type proton ATPase 16 kDa proteolipid subunit c. Gene Ontology annotation, cellular component: membrane; proton-transporting V-type ATPase, V0 domain. NCBI's taxonomy places the organism in Eukaryota, Metazoa, Arthropoda, Malacostraca, Decapoda, Portunidae. Gene Ontology annotation, molecular function: proton-transporting ATPase activity, rotational mechanism. Gene Ontology annotation, biological process: proton transmembrane transport. The coding region runs from base 252 to 737 and encodes 161 amino acids. The transcript has 4 exons. The record is from RefSeq and is a predicted model, not a curated record.